AUGUCGAACCUAACAACUUUAAUGACAUUUGCUGUUUCGGGCAUCGCAGGAGCUCAAUCGGAGUCCUCUUCUCGGCAAUCCCCAUUUUCACCGUAUUUUGACGCUGUGGUGUACCCUCAUGCGUGGGGCUGGCCGAUUGCUGCCUUUGUUGUGAUAGUACUGAAAACGGCACUUCUUUUUGGAGCUUUUGUAGUAUAUUCUUUCUCCGAUAUUCAACUGUUGAAAAAUAAAGCCAAUGCGAGAAGUACGGCAGAGCUAAACCGUUGGACCAAUGCGAUGUUGGAUUUGUUGAACAUUGAACCGGAAAAAGAAUGUCGGGACAAGCUGAUAUGUGAAGCUGAGGUCUCGAUCAGGAAUAAUCCUUUGCUACGAGUCAUUGCCUACGACGAGGGUGAGAAUGCGCACCGGAUGCUCGACUGUGGAGGAACUGAGCUACGAAAGCGAUGUGCUCUGACUGUUGGUGACCUGUUAUUGCAAAAACUUGGCUGGUUCGGUACUUAG
This is a messenger RNA of Malaya genurostris, 501 nucleotides long. RefSeq lists its product as uncharacterized. The record is from RefSeq and is a predicted model, not a curated record. The transcript has 2 exons. NCBI's taxonomy places the organism in Eukaryota, Metazoa, Arthropoda, Insecta, Diptera, Culicidae. Bases 1 to 501 code for a protein of 166 amino acids.